Ahaetulla prasina is the source of this 336-nucleotide messenger RNA. RefSeq lists its product as uncharacterized. The transcript has 4 exons. The record is from RefSeq and is a predicted model, not a curated record. The annotation marks the transcript as partial. Lineage: Eukaryota; Metazoa; Chordata; Lepidosauria; Squamata; Colubridae.
UAUACAGGCUCUUGUGAAGCCAAGUUAAUGUCUGUGAAGAUGGGAAAAUUUACUAGCAACAUAUACCAAGAUCCCAAACCAUAUGAUUACAGACAGUAUGAACAAGGAAUACCAGAUUUUGUGACAAGUUAUGACAGGGAUCCUUUAAAUCUAAAGUUCAAAUCACAAUGUUUAAGCAAAAUUUAUGGACUGCAUCUUCUGAAAGAUGAAAAAAAAAAGUCCAGCUCAAAGGAAAGAUUCAUCACCCACAAGCCUCAAGAACUGAAGUGGGAUUCAAAGCUAUUUCUACCCAAGGAGCCCUGGCCUACAAAAACUGGUUCCUUUACGGUGUUUUGA